Aegilops tauschii subsp. strangulata is the source of this 1149-nucleotide messenger RNA. Its product is annotated as U-box domain-containing protein 25-like. The record is from RefSeq and is a predicted model, not a curated record. Lineage: Eukaryota; Viridiplantae; Streptophyta; Magnoliopsida; Poales; Poaceae. Gene Ontology annotation, biological process: protein ubiquitination. Gene Ontology annotation, molecular function: ubiquitin protein ligase activity.
AUGAUGUUGAUCCCUGAGGUUUUCCUGUGCCCAAUCAGCCUGGACCUCAUGUCCGACCCCGUCACCCUCCUCCCCACCGCCCAGACCUACGACCGCCCCAGCAUCCGGCGGUGGCUCGCCGCCGGCCACCGCACGUGCCCGGUCACCAUGCGCCCGCUGCCGCACCACACAUCGGGCUUGUUGGCGCCCAACCGCACGCUCAAGCACCUCAUCGACCGCUGGCUCCUCCUCGCCGACCUCGCGCUGCCCACGCUCAGGGACAACCUCCUCGACGCCGCCGCCGCCACUGACUCCGCUCCAAUGGUGGCGGCCGUGGAGACGCUGAGGAUCGUCAGGUCGCUCUCCCCUCCUGGCUUCUGCGCCCUGCUCCUACGCCUCCUCAUGGUUCGGAGCAGCGGUGAUGUGCUCGCCGAGCUGGCACUCGACUGCCUCCUAGCGUCGCCGUCCACGCGGGAGCUCGCCGACGCGCUGCAGGAGGAGAAGAAGUUGCCCUCCUCCUUCGCCUUCCUCCUGAGACAGGGGAGCCCCAAGGUCAAGACAGCCCUGUGCCGCCUAAUCCACACCGUCGGAGCUGUUGCCGUCGACGCCGUCGGGGCCUUGGGCCGCUCAGAGCCGGUCAUGGGAGCACUGGCAGCUCUGGUGCGCGACGACACCGCCGGCGGCGCGUCUGACGCCGCUCUGAGGGCGAUGUGCAGCCUCUGCUCGUCGGACCAGGCCAGCCGGGAGGCCGUGGUGACGGCGGGCGCCGUCGACGCCCUGCUCUCGUACAUCAGCUCCGGCGGCUCCAGAAAGAGGCCGUCUUCAUGUGCGCUCUGGACCCUGGCUCUGGAGACGCUGGAACUCGUGCUCGUCAGCGUGGACGCCGGCAGGCAGGCUAUGUACGCCCGCCCCGGUGCGACGGCCGUCUUGGUGAAGAUGGUCUUCAUGGUGCCCUCCCGUCAGGACCGGGUGGGCGGCUGCGGCAGCGAGCACGCCAUCGGGUCGCUGCUGGUGGCAUGCCGCGAGUCUGCGGAGGCGCGGGUGGACGCCAUCAAUGCCGGGCUGCUCACGCGGCUGCUUCUGUUGCUGCAGAGCCAGUGCAGCCCCAGGGCCAAGGCCAACGCCAUGGCGCUGCUCAAGCUGCUCAGGGCCAUCUGGGCUCGCCAUUGA